UACCACCUCCACUGUCACCACCACUGUCAUCAUCACCACCAUCCUUGUCAUCACCACUACCACACCACCACCAGCAUCACUACCAUCACCAACAUCACCAUUACAACCAUCACCACCACUACCAUCAUCAUCAGUACCCUUUUCAGCCCUGCCUUAGCCAUAGUCCCACUUUUUGAUCCCAGCCCGUAGCCUACUAACUCCAACCAAACUCCUUACUCCCUGGACCAGGCUCCACCCCACCCCAACCCACCACCAACCCCUCUCCCCCGCCUUAUGGCUGUUCCGUUGUUUUUAUUGUUGUUGUUAUUGCUUAACCACCAUGUCAGGCCCACACUUAACAGGAAUUCCAAAUAUGACCACCCCAACAUUACUGUCACAUAGGGCAAAUUGUAUCUGGACUACGUUUACUAAAGGUUCGUGGGGGAAUUCGGCUGCUAUUUCUGCAAGGCUUAGCUACCACUUGUUUAAUUUUUCCUUCCCCCUCCUCCCCACAUCCACCAAGGCAUUCAUCUCUCCUCCCCCCUGUAUCCACCUGUGCAUAUCUCUCCUCCCACCAAACCCAUUUAUCUUUACCCCCUACCAUCCACAUUUACCUCCCCCCACCUCAUAUCCGCCUACAUAUUCAUUUCUCCCCCACGCCCCCCCAUGUCCAAUAAUGUCGUUCCAACCCUCCUCCCCCCCAUUUCUCUGCCAACGCAUUUAAACCCCCCCCUUCCAACCCCCACAUCCACCGACAACACCAGCGCAUUUGUCUCUCCUUCCUCCUGUCCAUUCACCUCCAUCCCUUCCUUCCUCUCCACAUUCAUCUGUUCCCCCCUCAUGUCCACCAUACAUCUCUCCUCACACCCCCAUGUCCACCACCACCAAUCCCUUUGGCUUUUCUCUACCCUCCUCCCCUUCUCUGUGAACACAUCUGCCCUCCCCCUCAUUCCACCCCCCCAAUGCCACUGGCACCUUCAUCUCUCCUCCCACCACUCCUUCAUGUCUACCCAUAUGUUCAUCUCUCCUCCCACCCAUCUCAUACCCACCAACACAUUCAUCUUGCCCUACGCAUCCCUCUCUCUCCCUCCCACCCAUCCACCGACGCAUUCAUCUCUCCUCCUCCUCCCUCCAUCACCCUCGACACACCCAUCCCUUUCCCUACCCCAUACCCACCUUUCAUCUUCCCCUAUGCAUCCACCUCUCCUCUCUCACCAUUCCACCCCACCCCAUAUCCACCGACGCAUUUAUCUCUCCUUCACAAAGGCCCACCCAAACUACUCAGCUCUCCACCACAUUGUGCAUCCCCCCUCCCCCGACCCAAUCCUUCCUCCCCUGGACAUUACCAGACUGGAAUCCCCCCUGCUUCAUCCAUGUAUAUUUUUAUUAUCCAGCAGUCAUCAUCUCUUAGCUGAUCAGAAAGACCAGCAUAUAUUAACUUACCUGUCACCAUACAGGUGUGUUAUGUUACACACAUAUAUAGACGAUGCCAUGAAGAUUGGUUUGGAACUAACAUGUCGCCAGAAAUUAAACUGUCAUCUUUACAGGUGUCUCAUUAACUUACCUGGUGUGUCGUUAUCUUACCUGUCGUGAAAAAUUAUUUAAUGCAACCAUGAACCCAAAGCUUCACAUCUUCAAUGUGUUGCUACUUUCUGUUCUCUAGGGAGCAGAAAUGUAGCCCCUCACAAAAGCCCUGACAACUUACCUGUCUGUCUUAAAAUACAAUUCAGUGUGAUCUACAAAUUUGUUACAUGUUUUGAACUAACAUGCAAGUCACCAGAACAUCAUGUCACCAGAAAUUAAACUAUCACUUUUACAGGUGUCUCAUUAACUUACCUGGUGUAUCGUUAUCUUACCUGUCGUGAAAAAUUAUUUAAUGCAACCAUGAAUGCACUUUAGUGCACUGCUCUGUCUCCCGAAAGACAAAGCUUCACGUCUUCAAUGUGUUGGUACUUUCUGUUCUCCUCCAUGGAGCAGAAAUGUGGCCCCUCAGAAAGGCCCUGACGACUUACCUGUCUGUCUUAAAAUACAAUUCAGUGUGAUCAUGUAAUCAGAAACAAGGCUGUCAGGUGUGUCAUCUAAUUACCUGUCGUACAUAUCUUUUCAGUAUCAUAUAGUCAAAAAAUAAAUGACCACCUCUACAGAUUUGUUACUACGUGUUUUGCAAGUUAACAGCAUCAUGUUACCAGAAAUUAAACUAUUACUUUUACAGGUGUCUCAUUAAUUUACCUGGUGUGUUGUUAUCUUAUCUGUCAUAAAACAUGAUUUAAUGCAACCAGAAACAUUAAUUUACCUGUCAUCAUGCAGGUAUGUUAUUUUACCAGUCCAAAAUAAAAGUUGUAAAAAAUGUUAUACCUUGACACCAGAAACAAGACUCGUUAUAUAGGUGUGUCAUUGACAUCAUACAGGUAUUUUGUUAUCCUACUUUUCAUCAGAAAUGAAAUUCACCAUACAAGUAUGUCAUUAAUUUACCUGUCAUGAAACAUUAUUUAAUGCAACCAUGUAACCAAAAACUAUCAUCAAACAGGUAUGUCAUUCACUUACCUGUGUAAAACGCAAGUUAAUGGUAUCGUGCGACCAGGAGCAAGACUGUCACCAUACAGGUGUGUCAUUAUCUUACCUAUCAUCAUACUUACCUGUCAGAAAAUAAAAGAUAAUGGUAUUGUAUCACCAAAACUGAGAAUAUCACAAAACAGGUGUGUUGUUAUCUUACCUGUGCAAAAUAUAAUUUAAUGGUAUUGUGUCACCAGAAACAAGAAAUCAUUAUUCAAGAUGUGUUAAAUUACCUGUCAAAAAUGCAAAUUAAUGAUAUUGGUAAAACUGAAAUUCAACUACUAAAAUUCCAGGUGUUUUAUCAACUUACCUGUUAUUAAGCAUGAAUAAAUGUUAUUUCACCAGAAACUAGACUAUUACUAGUCCAGGUGUGAUAUUUAUUUACCUAUGUACAACACAAAUUUGUGGUAUAGUUUAAUCAGAAAAUAAAAUAUCACAAUUUCA
This is a messenger RNA of Octopus sinensis (East Asian common octopus), 2976 nucleotides long. Its product is annotated as pollen-specific leucine-rich repeat extensin-like protein 1. The transcript has 2 exons. The coding region runs from base 646 to 1572 and encodes 308 amino acids. Lineage: Eukaryota; Metazoa; Mollusca; Cephalopoda; Octopoda; Octopodidae. The record is from RefSeq and is a predicted model, not a curated record.